This is a messenger RNA of Thamnophis sirtalis, 702 nucleotides long. Lineage: Eukaryota; Metazoa; Chordata; Lepidosauria; Squamata; Natricidae. The record is from RefSeq and is a predicted model, not a curated record.
GCACAAAAGGUUAGGCAUCAGACGUGGAAUUUGAUGUUCUACUCUUCAUCAGGGACAAAAACAACAGGAGUAAGAGAUGCUGACAAAUUGGGCUACAGCUUCAAUAAUACCCUGGCAAGAGUAUUCCUUCGCUCCCCAUACUCUACAAACGAAACUCAAAAUACAGUGGUUAAUGGGGUCACAAUGAGCACAAUCAGCUCCACGUCGCGGUACAGGCAAAGAUGGUUACUUCUGCUGAUUGACACAACUGUAUCAUGCCCAGUUGAUGGCACCAGCUUCACAGAUGCUUUUCUGAUCUGGACUAUGCCAAUGAUUAACCCUAGACUGGUACUUCAAGAAUCCACCUUCAGAUCCCUUCAAGUAACAAUGGGUAUUAAUGGGCAAAAGAUAGAGAACCCGGAGAAGUUCAACUACACUUUGGAACAUAACAUUACACAUAUUGUAGUAACUAUCCCAAUUGGAGCCCCUAGAGGCAGACUUCAGAGCACAGUAUCUAACGACGUCUAUGGAGUGACUUAUAGUAUUGAUCUAUUGAUGGAACAUUCUUGGACAGAUAGUGAUUGGCAGCUCACCAAGUACCUUGUGAUUAAACCAACUACUAUACCCUUCCUGCCUCGAAUACCAGUAGUAAUCAAUAGUACUAAACCCUUAGAACUCAUUGUUCCUUUCAAUAGUAUCAAAUUGCUAAUGUCUCUUCAUUAA